This is a messenger RNA of Nematolebias whitei (Rio pearlfish), 4289 nucleotides long. RefSeq names its product RAR-related orphan receptor C b (gene rorcb). Gene Ontology annotation, molecular function: nuclear receptor activity; zinc ion binding; RNA polymerase II cis-regulatory region sequence-specific DNA binding. The transcript has 10 exons. Lineage: Eukaryota; Metazoa; Chordata; Actinopteri; Cyprinodontiformes; Rivulidae. The record is from RefSeq and is a predicted model, not a curated record. Gene Ontology annotation, biological process: regulation of transcription by RNA polymerase II. Gene Ontology annotation, cellular component: nucleus. Bases 491 to 1993 code for a protein of 500 amino acids.
GCGCGGCCACGCGCGCGUCGCGGGAGGAGCUGUCGGCGGUGAGAUCAUGUGAGAGUCCACGCUUGAAGAAAGUAGGUUAGCAGGGUAGACUGAGAGGAAAGCAGGCGCAGAGGGGGGGUCCGAGCAGCACUCCUUCACGGUGGGACUGAUCUGUCAGAGGGGGAAUUAAAAAAACAACAACAACAACAACAAAAACCAGGAGUCUGAUCUGUUGGUCCGCGCGCACAGACGGAGACGAUGAGAACCCGAGAGACUUCCCUCACUCUUUUAUUUUGCUUCAACUUGAUCCAACGAUAACGGGGGGGUUUCGGACACUUUUCUGGUUUUUCUCCUCUUUUUUAUUUUUUAUUUUUUGGACUUUGCACAAAGGUCUAUUAAAGCUCUAAGCACUUAAAUGUUUUAUCUUUUUUUUAUUUCCUCUCCACCUCUUCAACUGACCCUCAUGUAGCCGGCGCUUUCUCGUCCUGCCCAGAGAAGAAAACAUAAAAAAAUGAGAGCUCAGAUCGAGGUCAUCCCUUGUAAAAUCUGCGGGGACAAGUCCUCAGGAAUUCACUAUGGAGUCAUCACCUGUGAAGGCUGCAAGGGUUUUUUCCGUCGCAGCCAGCAGAACAAUGCUAUGUACUCUUGUUCCCGCCAGAGGAACUGUCUGAUCGACCGGACGAACCGGAACCGCUGCCAGCACUGCCGACUGCAAAAGUGUUUGGCUUUGGGCAUGAGCCGAGAUGCUGUUAAAUUUGGUCGUAUGUCAAAGAAACAGCGGGACAGCCUCUACGCUGAGGUUCAAAAGCACCAGAAGUCCCAAGAGUGUGCCAGCACCGGGGGCUCCAAGCCUCUGUCUUUGCCCCGGGAGGAUGGAGUCUGUGGCAGCAGCACAGAUGAUGGAGAGGAGGGUCUGAGUCGGUCCUACAGCAGCGGGGGCUCCACCUCAACCCUCAGCGACCUGGAUGACAUCGCAGCGCUGCCUGACCUGUUUGACCUUCCGCUGACCCCGGAGGAGGCCAGCGAGUACUGCAGCCUGGAGCUGCUCGGAGGCGGAGGGGCCAGCACUGGGAACACCUCCAACUCCUCAUCGUCUUCGUCUUCAUCCUCAUCCUCACCCAUGUCCAAUCAGAGCUCCCCGCAGCAGACAGUGCUGGACUCGGCAGACACCAACGGGAGCCAGCUCCUGCACACCCAUCAGCUGCUGGGGCGCAAACGUUCACCGUCGGACCAUCUGCCCGAUGACUGCUCAAUAACAGAGCUCGAGAACAUCACCAAAAGCAUCUUUAAGUCUCACCUGGAAACGUGUCAGUACAGCGCUGAAGACAUGAAGAGAUUCACCUGGGUCCAGUACACACCGGAGGAAACCCGGGCCUUCCAGAGCAAAUCGGCAGAGUGGAUGUGGCAGCAGUGUGCGCACCACAUCACCAAUGCCAUCCAGUACGUGGUGGAGUUCGCCAAGCGCAUUGCAGGCUUUAUGGACCUGUGCCAGAACGAUCAGAUCAUUUUGCUGAAAGCAGGCUGUCUGGAGGUCCUGCUCAUCAGAAUGUGCCGCGCCUUCAACAGCAACAACAGCACCAUAUUCUUCAAUGGAAAAUUUGCUUCAGCUCCGUUCUUUAAAGCCCUCGGCUGUGAUGAUCUGGUGAGCGCCGUGUUCGAACUGGGGAGAGGGCUCUGCCGUCUGCAGCUCUCUGACGAGGAGAUUGCUUUGUUCAGCGCCGCUGUCCUUUUAUCCCCUGAUCGCCCCUGGCUGACAGAAGGCCAAAAGGUUCAGAAACUCCAAGAGAAAGUCUACCUGGCUCUGCAGCACAGUAUACAGAAGAGUGACGCUUGUGAGGAGAAACUCGAUAAGAUGGUGUCCAAGCUGCCCAUAAUGAAGUCUAUCUGUAACCUCCACGUUGAUAAACUGGAGUUUUUCCGUUUGGUCCACCCAGAGACCGCCUACAGUUUUCCGCCAUUGUACCGAGAAGUGUUUGGCAGCGAGAUGUCUCUGCCAGACUCCACUCACAGCUAGACAGACAGACUAAAAUGAGAAAUGGACAAAGAGUGUUAGGAGGUAGAGGAUCAAAAGGAGAGACAGCAAAGCAUAGAGAGUUUAAAGCUCAACGACCAGCGGUUACAAGACAAUCCAGGACUUUAAGUACUCCGUCUCCCAGAGUAGUCCUCCACUAUCCCAGCAGGCAUAAGCACCUUACACUACAGACCACACAUGCCCAUGUUCCUGUGAAUAUUGUAGCAAUGAAAACAACUGUAAUGAUGUCACAGCAGUCCACAUGGCAUGUAAAAGCUCCAAGCUCUAAAAGAUGUUUAACAUUUGAUCCUCGGUGGAUCACCAAACUAGUUAUGAAUGUACCUCAUCAGUUAGCACCAGUGCACAAGCAAGAACCCAACAACAAGGGUGAAUGUUCAUCUCUGACACACUAAAACACAGUUUCACACAAAGUAGGCAUCACUAAUAGAACAGUCAUAAUCACUAUCCCUCUAUGCCCUUGCAUCUCGGUGUGACGUGUAUUCAUGUAGACGCCAUCCUUUCACUAAGGGACCAAGAUCGCAGGUCAGAUUUUUCUCUGACGUACCGGUAAAUAAAAACACAUAUGAUACGACUCAGUGUGUACUCAGCUCAAACACACACACAUUGUCAGUCCACAGUGUUCGGUGCUGCCUUUUCAUAGGCUCUUGUAAUGCAAAGAGAAACCUCAAUCCCACACACCCUUUUCCUUGCAAAUGCCACUUAGCGACAGGAAAAGAUGAAAUGAUCUUUAAUUUAUAUACACAUUUAUAAGCAUAUAUUUUAAAUAAGAAUGUAAAUAGAUAACUAUGUAAGUAUUUGAAGAGAGUUAAGUGUGAGUGAGGGAGAGCGACAAAUGAUAAGGUGGGAGGGAACGCACAAGUGAUGUGAGAAAAACGGAUAAUUGGACUCGGAUCUUUUUGUAAUUUUUUUUUUUUUUUUGGGAUGAAUUUUUGUCCUCUUUUGACAGUAUUCUCAGGUUUCCCUGGCAACAAACCCCCUCCCCUGUUGGCAAAGCAUGUCCAUCGUCCAAUCAAGGGGAGGGAUGGGAACUUGUUGCUGAGUUGACACAGCAGGCGGGGGCAGGACAUUUGAACACGGGCAAAAACAAAAAUAAACUUUAAAAAACUGAAUAAAAGUUUUCAUUGCACUGCUGCUGCCCGCCCCUGCUACAAGAGACAAGAGGAUGAACUGGACUCUAAGAACAAGAGCAAGGCAAAAGAUGACUUCAAGAACUGUAUCAUGAAGGGGGAAACACUGGUCUCCCUACCAGCAGUCCGUACGACACGAGUACAUCGAUGUAACUGUGUUUUAUUCAGAGCUUUUCUUUUAGCUUCAGGCUGGGACUACAAAGGUCCAUAUGCAUCAGAACCCUCUCUGCUGGUUGGUGCAGUUGUAUUUUUUUGUACAUUUGGAGCUCCUCUCUCCUUUAACCCUGAACGCAACACUUUUCCCAAUACCAAGCACUUAUAUUUUCCUCUUUCUCACCUGACACCAGUCUAAGGCCAGACAGAGCUACCAGCUGCCCCCCUGAGUUUUGCUUCCAUGCCAGUAAGACUCAAAUCUGUUCGUUUUAUUAUUUUUCGUUUUUAUUCCAUGUCUGUCACACAAGGUCAGCCAUAACUGUUUACAACUGUCAUGUACAUAACCCAUUUUCUGACACACUGAGCUGAUGAUGAUGAUGUCUUACUUGGGGUGCUGUGAUGUUCUUGAGCAGAGUCUGAGGACCUCCUGCCUGCUGCUCAGGGUGCUAGCUGUGACCUCUUGUCCCUUUAUUAAAAGUGUCGUCUUUUAGCCUUGUACUCCUCACACCUUUGCACCUAAGACCCGUAACCAUAAUCACUGUGGACGUACAGUAAACUCUAUUUUUGUGAAUGUUACUUACAGCGUGUCAAAGCCCUUCCUGUUCGUCCUAAUAUUGUAACAUUCAAUUUAAGAUUGGUAGGAUUAAAAGGUUUAGAGUUCAAGAUCAAUUUUGUCAUUGGGAUUUAAUGUUUAUUUGCUGUGAUUUUCAGUUAUGCGUCAGUGUUUUGAUCCACGACUUCUUCACGUGUCUCCACGUUUUGUCUUGUAAAGCCAGUGACUUAAUGUUAUUUUUUAUUUCUGAAAAAUUAGGAAUUGUGCAAACAAACAAAACAAAUAGAAAAAAAAAACAUAGUUUCACUUCCUUCUCGUUUACCUGUAUGACAAAAUGUACAAGAGGUAUAUAACUAGUUCAAGAAAAACCAAGUCACACCAACUCAAUAUUCAGUAUAUUGUUCUCCAGUUGGAUACAUUUUUUGUGGUUUUAAGAAUGUAAUAA